Molecule: messenger RNA, 600 nt
Organism: Necator americanus (New World hookworm)
Lineage: Eukaryota; Metazoa; Nematoda; Chromadorea; Rhabditida; Ancylostomatidae
Exons: 6
Coding region: 1-600 (199 amino acids)
Molecular function (GO): UDP-glycosyltransferase activity
Source: RefSeq, a predicted model, not a curated record
AUGGCUAGAAGUACAGAAAUGGGAACUCAGCGUAGAGAAGCUUUUGUGAAAGCUUUUAAGGCAUUCCCUGAUAUUACAUUUAUCUGGAAAUACGAGGACACCACGGACCACUUUACCGAUGCCAACAAUAUUAUCCUGUAUGAUUGGUUACCUCAAGUGGAUAUGUUGAAUGAUAAACGUACGCUCGCUUUCAUAACUCACGGCGGAAUGGGGGGCGUGUUCGAAAGUGCAUACGCUAGUGUGCCGGUCAUAACCAUACCUUUGUUCGCCGACCAAUUACGGAAUGCUCGGAUGAUGGAGUAUCGUAAAAUGGGAAUCGUAAUCGAUAAAGAUGAUGUCACAGAAGAACGGCUGAUCACAGCUAUAAAGGAGAUCUUGGAACCAAGAUACAAAAAAGCAGCAAAACUUCUCAGUGAACAGUUACGGAACAAACCGUUAUCUUCAGAAGAAGUUCUAGUACGUUAUGUUGACUAUGCGAUUCGCUACAAUAAGUUGUUUCAAGCUUCCAUCUCUUUUGCAACACUUAGACUCAGCGGGUUCCUACAGUAUGACGCUUGGACGACUCAGUCGAACCUGCGUCGUCCAAACGUCAAACUGUGA